GGAAUUGAAUGGAGGAACACAGAGAAGAACGUACUUGCAAGGUGCCAAUUUAACAUGCAAAGCCAGAGUGGGCACUUAGACAAGUACCCAAAAAAUAAAAUAAAACUUUCUCUCUUCUCUCUUCUCUCUUCUCUCUUCUCUCUUCUUAGCCUUCAAACUCACUACUCUUGCCAUAUCAAAAUGAAGACUCAUGACUUCAUGAACGUUGAGUCUUUCUCCCCCAAGGUUAGACCGAUUCGCCUUUUCGGCUUCGAGUUUGGAACUUCUCAUGAAGAAUCUGAGUCCAGUGAAAGCAUCAACGAAGUCAAUACCACUAGCAAUACCAAAGACAAGAGAUUCAAGUGCAACUACUGCUACCGAAAGUUUCCUACUUCACAAGCCCUAGGCGGCCAUCAGAACGCUCACAAGAGAGAACGUCAACAAACCAAACGCUUCCACCUCCAUUCAAACGCAGCCGCUUUUUUCCACCGCAACAAAUACCACUUUGAUGCUUCUAGGUUCUUUGAGGAUCAUGUUAGCCUUGAAGCUGCUCGCAUCAGUGAUGCAAGAUUAGGGUUGUUGCGUAGGUAUAAUAACUCAUCAAAAAGUUGUGAUCAUGAUCAUACAUCUUACCAGACUAGACCGACGUAUGGUGGUAAUAGCAGGCGUGAUUUAUUUUACGAGUCCAAAACGAAUGUAACGGACCACGUGAGUUUGGAUCUACGCCUCUAGUUAAUUUUUUAAAAAAUAUUAUCUCUAGUUUUUUUUUUGUAUUGUUUACCUAUAAUAGUUUCAAUCGACAUAAUAUUACUGUUAAA
Messenger RNA from Raphanus sativus (radish), 797 nucleotides. RefSeq names its product zinc finger protein GIS2. The coding region runs from base 55 to 711 and encodes 218 amino acids. Gene Ontology annotation, biological process: trichome differentiation; trichome morphogenesis; response to gibberellin. Gene Ontology annotation, molecular function: DNA-binding transcription factor activity. Lineage: Eukaryota; Viridiplantae; Streptophyta; Magnoliopsida; Brassicales; Brassicaceae. The transcript has a single exon. The record is from RefSeq and is a predicted model, not a curated record.